UUCGAUGGUUUGGCCACACCUUUCUGUGCUCUUCGUCGGCGAAAUAAGAUAAACACAAACAUUUUGCGGCAUUUGAAGCAAAAGAUAAUGUUUGGCGCCACACAAUCGACCAACCGGAUGAACGAUUUCGAGGUGGCCUCGCCACCAGACGACUCCGUCUCGGCGCUGGAAUUUAGUCCUAGCACGGUGCAGAAGAACUUCCUGGUGGCCGGAAGCUGGGACAGCACCGUGCGCUGUUGGGAAGUUGAGCAAAACGGUGCCACUGUGCCAAAAUCGAUGAAGACCAUGGGUGGACCAGUGCUGGAUGUUUGCUGGUCGGACGAUGGCAGCAAGGUGUUUGUGGCCUCCUGCGACAAGCAGGUUAAGCUAUGGGAUUUGGCGUCCGAUCAAGUGAUGCAGGUUGCGGCCCACGAUGGUCCUGUUAAAACGUGCCACAUGGUCAAGGGUGCAACAUACACUUGCCUAAUGACUGGCUCCUGGGACAAGACCCUUAAGUUCUGGGACACGCGUUCACCUAACCCCAUGAUGGCCAUCAAUCUGCCUGAGCGUUGCUACUGCGCCGAUGUGGACUACCCAAUGGCUGUGGUGGGCACUGCCAACCGAGGACUCAUCAUAUACUCGCUGCAGAACAGCCCUACGGAGUACAAACGUCAGGAGAGUCCUCUAAAGUACCAGCACCGUGCCAUAUCUAUUUUUAAAGACAAGAAGAAGGAGCCUACCGGCUAUGCCCUGGGCAGUAUUGAGGGCCGCGUGGCCAUACAGUAUGUUAAUCCUGCUAAUCCAAAAGAUAAUUUCACUUUCAAGUGCCACCGAUCCACGGGCACCUCGGGCUUCCAGGACAUUUAUGCCGUAAAUGACAUUGCAUUCCACCCGGUGCACGGCACCCUGGUGACCGUUGGUUCCGAUGGCACCUUCAGUUUCUGGGACAAAGAUGCCCGCACCAAGCUUAAGUCCAGUGAUGCAAUGGAUCAGUCCAUUACCAAGUGCGGAUUUAAUGCCAACGGUCAGAUUUUCGCCUACGCUGUGGGCUACGACUGGUCCAAGGGCCACGAGUAUUUCAACCCAGCCAAGAAGCCCCAAAUCUUCCUGCGUUCGUGCUACGACGAACUAAAGCCGCGCAUCAACUGAUCAGAGGAUUAUUUUAGUUUUAGUGAAAACCCCCACACGUAUAUGUAUUGCGAAUAAACAGAUUUGGAGCGAUA
Drosophila eugracilis is the source of this 1202-nucleotide messenger RNA. RefSeq names its product protein Rae1 (gene Rae1). The coding region runs from base 88 to 1128 and encodes 346 amino acids. The transcript has 2 exons. Gene Ontology annotation, cellular component: nuclear pore. The record is from RefSeq and is a predicted model, not a curated record. Lineage: Eukaryota; Metazoa; Arthropoda; Insecta; Diptera; Drosophilidae. Gene Ontology annotation, biological process: transcription-dependent tethering of RNA polymerase II gene DNA at nuclear periphery; RNA export from nucleus. Gene Ontology annotation, molecular function: RNA binding; ubiquitin binding.